UUUUUUUUUUUUUUUAAAAAUAGAAAAUUAAAUAAUAAAAUAAUUGGGGGGAAAAAAGGGAAAAAGGAAAAAAAAAAAGAAGAGAAAAAAGAGAAAGAAACCCUGUAGUAUUAAAAGUAAAACUGGAAACACAUAUGCAAACAUGGAUGUUCCCCCGGCGCCAGCACGUCCAUUCAUUUAACAACAUUAAUAUAAUAUUCCAUGUUCAUAGAAUUACUCUAAAUGUAUUAGUCUAUUUGGCUAUUCUUACUAUGAUUGAAUCAUUAGUAUUAUUCUCCCUUGUUAGAGACUCGAUCCACGAUUACCCAGCAAACCCCCUACUCCACCUAGACGAUGUUAAAUGGGGAAGGUCGGAGCUUGCCAAAGACAGUCCGCCAGAAAAAAUUUUGAUGAGAAGCUCAGGGAUCAUUCUAUUUCUACCCCUUUCUUCUUCAUUCAUUAAACUGGCUUGUCCUCCCUGAGCAAUCCAGCAUUCUGCAAUACCCGCGGGAUUCUUCUGUCUUCGUUUUCCUACACAUCCUUCAACAAAAAAACAAACCAAAGAGAUCGAAUAUCUGCCUCGAAACUCCAAGUGCAAUUACCCCAAAUGGCUGGAACAGCAAAACCUCCAUCCUCUGCCGAAGUGCAAAAUGCCUUAGCCC
Aspergillus piperis CBS 112811 is the source of this 641-nucleotide messenger RNA. RefSeq lists its product as uncharacterized. Bases 135 to 461 code for a protein of 108 amino acids. The record is from RefSeq and is a predicted model, not a curated record. NCBI's taxonomy places the organism in Eukaryota, Fungi, Ascomycota, Eurotiomycetes, Eurotiales, Aspergillaceae. The transcript has a single exon.